Messenger RNA from Hirsutella rhossiliensis, 501 nucleotides. RefSeq lists its product as uncharacterized. Gene Ontology annotation, molecular function: structural constituent of cell wall. Gene Ontology annotation, cellular component: fungal-type cell wall. The record is from RefSeq and is a predicted model, not a curated record. Lineage: Eukaryota; Fungi; Ascomycota; Sordariomycetes; Hypocreales; Ophiocordycipitaceae. The coding region runs from base 1 to 501 and encodes 166 amino acids. The transcript is spliced from 4 exons. Gene Ontology annotation, biological process: fungal-type cell wall organization.
AUGAAGUUCACCGCUGCCGCCGUCCUCGCCGCCGCUGCUGGCGCUUCUGCCCACUAUGGUGGUAACGCCACUGUCGUGACCGAGGUCGUCACUGCCUAUACCACCUACUGUCCGGGUCCUACUCACAUCACCCACGGCGACAAGGUCUACACUGUCACCGAGGCCACCACUCUGACCAUCACCAACUGCCCGUGCACCAUCACCAGGCCCGUCAUCACCACCUCUGCGGUCGUCUGCAACAACAAGAACAACUGUGGCGGCAACUACAACAACAGCACUGCUCCCGGCCCUUACAACCCUACCGUCGUCCCCACCGCCACUGUUGUCCCCCCCGGUGGCAAGCCCGGCAGCAACCCUGGCGGCUAUCCCGGCGGCCAGCCCGGUGGCAACCCCGGCUCCGGCUCCCCCAGCGCCGUCCCCACGGCUGGUGCUGGCAAGGCCGCCGUCCUCUCUGGCGCCGGCCUGGCUGGUGUUGUCGGUGUCGCCGCCUUCCUGCUGUAA